AUGACUAUGCCAAAUGUUACUUUGUCCACUGCAAUUGUCGAUAUUUUAGACAACCAUGGAAAAGCGCACUCGUGUAGGAUGCUAUUAGAUUCUUGUUCUCAAGCUCACUUUCUCAGUGAACGAAUGUGUAAUCGUUUAGGAAUAAAAUCACAUAGAAUCUCAAUCCCUCUGAGUGGCACGAAUCAAAUGAAAUCUCAAAUUGAUCGUGCUACAAAUGCAACCAUAAAAUCGCGUCAUAGUCACGACGAGGUCAAAUUAACGUUUUUAAUUGUAAAAGAAAUAUCGCAGCCAGUACCUUCAGAAUCUUUAGAUCGUAAUAAGAUUCAAAUCCCAGCUGGUAUCCGAUUAGCAGAUCCCAGUUUCGAUCAAUGUGCAGAAAUCGAUGGACUCGUUGGAGCUAAAAUAUUUUGGGAUCUUAUACAUGCCGGUAAAAUAAUUUUAGCUGAAGAGGAAAUAAAACUCCGUAAAACCGAAUUAGGUUGGAUAGUAACAGGAGAAAUCAUUGGAAAGGGACAAUCUCGCAAUACAAUUUGCAAUCUCACUUUGAGAUCAUUAAACGACGAUAUUCAAAAGUUUUGGAAUAUCGAAGAGUACCCCUCAACGAGAAUGCUUUCUCCAGAGGAACGCGCGUGUGAACAGCAUUGCGUCGCACACACUACACGUAACUCAACUGGACGAUAUAUCGUCAAACUUCCAUUUAAAGACACACAUCACAACUUAGGCGAUACGUAUCAAAUGGCAUUAAAACGCUUUCUUUCAUUGGAACGGUCUUUAAGUAAAGAUAAUAGUCAACAACGUCAAUAUCACGAAUUUUUGCAAGAAUACAAACGAUUUGGUCAUAUGACACAAGUUUCAAACAACCAGAACGGUGGCUGUUAG
Molecule: messenger RNA, 879 nt
Organism: Dufourea novaeangliae
Lineage: Eukaryota; Metazoa; Arthropoda; Insecta; Hymenoptera; Halictidae
Exons: 1
Coding region: 1-879 (292 amino acids)
Source: RefSeq, a predicted model, not a curated record